UUUACGAAUCUGGCUCCUGAGAUCGCUCUCGAGAAGAAGUAAGAGUGUGCAGAUUCCAAUUCCCAAACAAUGAACCCCAAUCCAACACCCUCGCCAUACAUCAGGAAUGGUGGUGUUUAAUGCGUAGUGGGAAAUGCAACGUGCUACACAGACUGCUGAGGAACGUUGGUUGGAAAGAGCGGUGAAGGAAGAAUGCACAUGGGAGAAUCUUCCCAAACGACUCUAUCCAGUUGUGUCUUCAAAAGAAGAAUGGCACAAAAGGAUAAUCGAAUACUGCAUAAAGAAGAGGCUUAAAUGGGAAAUUUGUUUUGCUCGUAAAGUUUGUAAAGAAAAUGAAUAUUAUGAAGAUAUGAUGCGCUACUUGCAGAGGAAUCUAGCUCUAUUUCCAUAUCAUCUGGCGGACUAUGUAUGCCGUGUAAUGAGAGUAACAGCUUUCAGAUAUUACAUUGAUAUGAUUUUUGAAGUCAUGAAAAAUGAGCAACCUUAUGACCGCAUCCCGAAUUUUAGUGCUGCAGAUGCUUUAAGACUUACAGGAAUCGGGAGAAACGAAUUUAUUGAUAUAAUGAACAAGUGCAGGUCUAAGAAAAUAAUGUGGAAACUGAACAAGUCGAUAGCAAAAGACCUUUUGCCUACUCAACCUGUGGAUUUUCCAAUUGAACCGUGGUGGGCAGUUUGCCUUGUGAACCUUACCUUGGAGGAAUUUAAGAAACUCUCGAAGGAGGAAAUGGCGGCAAUAGACAAAGUCUGUUUGGAUGAUGCAAAUUCAUUUGUCACGUUUGAUCCUCACGUUAUAAGGGGUCUAUGCAGACGGGGACUAGUAUAUUUGGAUGUUCCUGUUUAUCCACACGACCGGUUUAAAGUUUCAAAGCUUGAAGGUUUUGUUUCCAACAGGGAGCAAACUUAUGAAGAUCCUAUUGAAGAGUUGUUGUAUGCAGUUUUUGUAGUUUCAAAUGAAAAUGUGACGGUUAGUGAGUUGGCAACAACCCUACAGGCUGACUUGUCACAGCUGCAGGCUGCUAGUGCUUUUGUGUGUAGAUUGGGAUGGGCAACAAAAGUGAUUGAUCCAGAAUCUAUUAUUGGAGAUUCAACCAUACUUGCAUCUCCUAUGAGUACAUUUAGUGACGAAGAUGGUUCUGUUGCUAGUCAAAACCAUGAUAAUACGCUUUUCGAGAAUGAUUCCAUUCAUCAAGCGGAUACCCCAGCUUCAGGGAACCAUGCAUCUCGUUCUUCCUACACUCGUGUUGCUUUCAUAGUUGAUGCUAAUAUUACAUCCUACCUCAUGAUGGGAUCUGUUUCACCAGGCCUGAAAUCUCAUGCUGUUACACUUUAUGAAGCGGGAAAAUUGGGUCAUGCGAGCAUUGCUGAUCUUUGCAAGGAUCUUAGUACCCUGGAAGGUGCAAGAUAUGAGGGAGAAUUACAGGAGUUUGCAAAUCAUUUAUUUAGUCUGCGUUAUGUCUUAGAAUGUCUUCAAUCAGGUGGAAUAGCUACUGAUGAAGAAGAGGAAGGCUCUGAUAACCUGAACAUGAUUACAUCAAGCAAUGAUGGGCCAAGUUCUGUGAUAGCUGAAAUUUCUUUGGAUGAAAAAUCAGAAGAGUCUGGUGUUUUACAGACUGUCAUGAGUAAUGGGGAUUUAAUAAAUUCUGUUUCAGGGAAAUUCGUGGAGGCUUCAGUGUACAGUGAAGGUGUUCCUAGUACUGGUAGUGGGAUGGAUGAUGAGGCUCAUUCCAGUACGUUGGAGGAAGGAAGUGAUCCUCACAUUCAGGAAGCUGACAAGUCACACACAAGUUUCCGUGAGAAUGAGAAACUACCAAUGUUUGAAGCUGACAAGUCACACAUAAAUUUCAGUGAGAAUGAGAAACCAGCAGUGUUUGAAGGUUCAGAUGUCAAGAUAGAAAUGCUGAAAAGGAAAAAGAUAUAUCGUGUGGACCUUCUCCGUUCUGAAAGUUUGGCUUCUCUUUCACCAACUACUCUUGAUCGUUUGUUUCUUCGUGACUAUGGUAUUCUUGUGUCCUUAGUGCCUCUCCCCCCUUCAUCAAUUCUUCCUAAACCUACAGGAGGCCCUGUUCAUUUUGGUCCUCCUGCAUAUUCUUCCAUGAGUCCAUGGAUGAAAUUGGUAUUAUAUUCAACUGCAGGUAGUGGGCCUCUAUCAGUUGUUUUGAUGAAAGGCCAAUGUAUGCGCUUGCUUCCUGCUCCAUUGACUGGUUGUGAGAAAGCCCUUAUAUGGUCUUGGGAUGGUUCCGCAAUAGGAGAUUUAGGAAGGAAGCUUGAAGGAAACAUGGUGAAGGGAAGUAUACUUUUGCAUUGCUUAAAUUCACUUCUUAAACAGUCAGCUGUGCUUGUGCUGCCUCUCAGUAGAUUUGAUCUUAAUCAAUCUGGAAAACUUAUUACUUUGGAUGUCCCUUUGCCUUUAAGAAACGCUGAUGGAUCAAUUGCCUCUGUAGGAAAAGAGUUAGGACUAGAGGAUGAAGAGGAAAAUUUUAAGCUGAAUUCGCUGUUGAAUAAUUUGGCAAACAAAAUGGAACUGUGGACAGUUGGUUAUGUUCGGCUAUUGAAACUAUUUAACGGAACAAAAUCAGACCAGUUCUCUUCCAUAGAGAAAUAUGAAUGGGUGCCAUUGAGUGUGGAAUUCGGGAUACCGCUAUUUAGUCCAACGUUGUGCAAUAGUAUAUGUAGAAGGAUAGUUUCAUCUAAGAUACUUCAAUCAGGCUCAUUUGGCGAACACCAUGAUGCAAUGCAAAUCUUAAGGACAAAGUUACGUGACAUUUGUGAUGAGUACAAUUCAACAGGUCCAGCUGCAAAGCUUCUUUACAAGAAAGAGGAAGAUACUGGACAACCUACGGACCAAGCUAGGGCAACAUGGAAUCCACUUAUUGAUAUUUCUCCCGCUUCAGGGGUGGUAUUGAGCGUGCGUCAGAGGUUAAAACUUGCUAACCAACAAAGCUGCCAAAAUGAAGUGAUGUGCUGUGAUGGCAGUGUUCUUAGAUCAUACGCAUUAACUCUUCCUCAUGAAGAUGCCACGAGCCCAGUAAAAGAAACCCCUGAAGACAAUAAGACAGAACCAGAACCUGAACCAGAAGCAAAUGAUAGUAAAGAAGCAACCCUUCCUGGCGUUAAUCUUAUUUUUGAUGGUUCUAGGUUGCUUCCAUUUGAUGUAGGAGCUUGCCUUCAAGCUCGCCAACCGAUAUCCUUAGUAAUGGAGGCAGCUACUGCCUCAAAACAUGUACCAUACAAAUAGAUUUGCAGUCAUUAAUCAUUAUUGACUACUUCACUUCAAAUCUUUUACACACGUGAAUGGGAAUGCUUGCUAGCAACUCAUGUUUAAUGGCACUGUGUACUUCUUCAAGAUUGAUGGCAGUUAAUGAGCGCAAAUUUGG
This is a messenger RNA of Vigna umbellata (rice bean), 3374 nucleotides long. RefSeq lists its product as uncharacterized. NCBI's taxonomy places the organism in Eukaryota, Viridiplantae, Streptophyta, Magnoliopsida, Fabales, Fabaceae. The record is from RefSeq and is a predicted model, not a curated record.